CUGUAUUAGUAUCUGUGGACUGUCUGUGGUAGAUUUCCUGAUCAACGACUCCUGAACGAGUACAUUUUGCACACUCCAUGCAUGCACUGCAGUUUCCAUUUCCCUUUCUAUUCACAAUAAAAUAUUUCAGACAGCGCAGGGUUGUAAUGUUUAUACAGGCUAUUUAGCGAGGUGAAAUCCUGUUGGACUUCACGUCAUGGCUGAGUACGAGCAGCUCGUUGACGAACGCAAUCCCAAAACAACAGUCACCACUCGCCAGCCAGUCGUAAAUUCAACCGCCGCCUUCUCCAGGAGAAACAUUUCCCGAACGGGUUCUCGCAGCUAUCACGCGUGUCACCUCUCAUUCAAAGUCGUGCUUGCUGGUGAGGUGGAUGUUGGUAAAACAACGCUGUUCACUCGUUUGAAAGCCGAAGCAGAACAGCCUGGCAGUGCUAGUACGGGUGGCGGGUUUUCUACAAGCACCGCAUCGGCUGCUGCCACUCGAUCGUCUGGCCACCUUCUGAGAACGGGACGUCAGGGUGUAAACAGCAAGCCACGUGCUGCACAAUUUCCCCUUACCGAAUCUCGACUGUCCUUACAACUGGCUGACGGGAAUUUAGCGGAGAUUACCCUGGUGGAUACUGCUGGAGAGGAGCGGUUCAACCAAACCCUGACGGGUAGCCACUAUCGCAAUGCAGACCUGGUGCUGUUCGUAUUUGAUGUAACAAACGACCUCUCGUUGUUUGCCCUCAAGCACUGGGUGCAACAGGCAAGGGCGGGCGCGGUAGAACGAGAAGGUUUCCUGGUGGGCAACAAGGUGGAUCUACGCACUCAACAGAACAAGAGCCAGUGUGUGGCCGCCGGCAGUGCAAGUGAGUUUGCCACCGUCAUGGGUCUGGCCUUAGCCGAGGAAACCUCUGCACUCAACGGUCAGGGUGUAGAUUGUUUACUCACUCAGAUCUCGGCUCACUUCAGUUCGAUGGCCAAAACAGCCUCGUUCCGCUCUCGCACAAUCAAUCAAGAUGAUACUGCUAAACCCCUGUUUCGUUGCUGCAAUAUUCUGUAGGUUGAGCUAUACUGGAGCCAGGCCAGCACUGGUUUGUGGUCCUUGUACGUUGUAGUUUGGCUCAUAUUUAUUUCCAAUUCUAAAUUGUGACGUAUCUUGAGACGUUUAUGUUUGGUGGCUGCUGACUGGUUUGUACCAUCCUUGAGCAAUAUUUACCUUGAAGCCUUUAUUUUAUGACAAAAUUAAAGCUAUUCAGUUUUCAAUGUUUUUUUAUACAGCUAGUUGCAGGAUUCUUGCAGCUGAUUAACUCUCGGGCCGGCCCUGGUGGUGACAGCCAGUUUUUCUUCAGACUUUUUCCCUUUCAUUCCCUCGACCUCAUGGAUAUUAUUUCCUGUUUCAGUGUUUGGGAUUGUUCGUUAACAGAAGUGUUCAAGUAACUCCAA
Molecule: messenger RNA, 1428 nt
Organism: Sycon ciliatum
Lineage: Eukaryota; Metazoa; Porifera; Calcarea; Leucosolenida; Sycettidae
Product: ras-related protein Rab-1B-like
Exons: 3
Coding region: 197-1045 (282 amino acids)
Molecular function (GO): GTPase activity; GTP binding
Source: RefSeq, a predicted model, not a curated record